UCAAGUCAGAGCACAGCACGGCCCCAGACCUUGUGCCUUCCCUUCCACUUGAGAACUACUGCACAUCGAUCACAUUGGAAGGGUCAGGUGCCUUAUUGCGUAGUUAGGCAGAGGAAAGGGUCCACGUACUGCCGGUUCCUUCGAUUAUUCCUUUUUUACAAUGUCAAUCCUUCCAACAUCACCACCGUCUUCUCAUCCGUCAAACAUCCUGAAAACCCUUCACUCCGAGAUACCCUAGCAGCCAUCCUAUCAGCAGGACACCUCUAUCUUAUAACCUAGAGACCACGUCAACCCGCUUUUCGACCAAACUACUUACUCUUCACAUCUUUAUCUCUCUGCCAUCAUCCAUCUCGAAUAUUAUAAUCUCCACGUCCCAUCUCCCGGACCCCUGAUCUAUUUGCUACCAUACCAGUUACAACGUUUGUCGAACACUGAGCCCAUCAGAGAUUCUCACCAAAGACUUCGACACCAUGUCUGAACAACAGCAAAACAAAGCUCCCAUCACCAUCGACACCACCAGGGCGAACACCACCCACAGCGAACAACAACAACAACAACCGGUACAACAUCGCAACUCAGAAACAGCAACCCCCACAUUCACCAACUUCAGUCCCGUCUCGGCUGAUUCCUCUCCCACCUCUCCGGCAGACCGUCGGAUGAGUGCCGAAUGGGAUGCCUCCAAAGUGCCACCAAGCCGCUUCCAAAAGCGCAAGGGAUCCAUCUACGCCGUGCCCAAGACGCGGGACGGCCAUGUUGACAACAACUACGCCACUGCCUUCCAUCAGAAACACAUGGAGAAGGGAUAUCAGAAUGUAAAGUAAGCGAGCGACUGAGUGGAUUGGGUUGGGUAAACAACGGCGCGCGAAGGAAACAAGCGUAUGAACAUUGAAGGAGGAUCUGCUACGAUGAUAUCCGGUUGUCCAUGAGGUUGAGCUGGGUUUUAUUGACUGUGUGCGUGCUGGGAUAGCUUGUUUAUUGGAUGGGGGAUGCGUUAUACGACAUGGUUGAUUGUUAUCUUGCUGAUGGGCUGUAUUAUCACCAAUUCCGAUUGAUGGCAUUUGUUUUCUGUUUUGAAUCAGGAACUUCCCCUCACUAAGAUAUGAACCAAGAUCUUCUUCACACGCAAUGGGCAGCAGAUGUGCUGGUUGCUAUCGAGAGUGUUCUAAUUUCGAAACGCAUAGAUGUA
Messenger RNA from Neurospora hispaniola, 1186 nucleotides. RefSeq lists its product as uncharacterized. The record is from RefSeq and is a predicted model, not a curated record. Lineage: Eukaryota; Fungi; Ascomycota; Sordariomycetes; Sordariales; Sordariaceae. The coding region runs from base 471 to 821 and encodes 116 amino acids. The transcript has 3 exons.